UAUGACAUGAUGUCAUGUAUUGCCGACACAUGACUGCUAUAGAUAUAAUCAAUGUUUUGAAGUAAAAGAAAUGGAAAAUCCUAUUAGGUAAUGUUAUAACAUACUAGUCGGGAUUUUGUAAUAAAGAACUACUGUUCUUGACUCAUUGCAUUCCUUUGUGUUUAGACGAUACUUGUGAAUUCAUCAUCUUUAUGCGGAAAUUUUGGUUUUUCAUUUGAGAUAAAUAUAUUUACAUAUAACGAAAUUUCUGGGAAUUUUCCGUUGAUAAAGAAUAUAUAAAUGGUAGACAAAAAUUCAUUGUUAUAAUGAAAUACGAUGAGCUCCCAUGACAACGUGGAUGAGGGAGAAAGGCUAGAAAUCUUCGGAUACGGAUCUCUUUUAUGGAAACACGACUUUAAAUUUUCAGUAAAGGAGAACGGGUACAUUGUAGGAUUUCAGAGGAAAUUCUGGCAGCAGAAUAAAACUCAUCGAGGAACACCUGAAAAGCCAGGGAGGGUUGCCAUUUUGCAUGAAUCCCACGAUGAGGACAAAGUAUGGGGAAUAAAGUUUAGUGUAGUUGGAUCCACUGAUGUCCAGGAAGCCAGAGAGAAACUAAACAUCAGAGAAACUGUUUUAGGUGGAUAUAUAUCCACUUACACAACAUUCUACAGUGAAACUGGUGUUCAGUGCAGUGUGUUGGUUUUUACUGCCACUAAUGAAAACGAUCUCUACGUGGGGCCUAUUUCCAGUAAUAUGGAUGAGGACAUUGAAUACAUCGCGGAACAAGUAAUCAGGUCGUGCGGCUUCGCCGGAACUAACGCUGAAUACGUUAUCAAGCUAGCCGACUUUGUACGAAACAACUUUCCACAAGAAAAUGACGAACACUUAUUUCUACUGGACAAAAGUGUUAAGGAAAAGAUGGAAGAAAAUCAAUAAUUACAUGCAUAAAUGAUAAACGAUUUUAUGUUUCUAUGCAUAUAUGUGGAUGGAUGAAUAGAUAUACUAGCAAUUCAUAUAUUCAAUUUAGUCGCAAACUAAUUGCAGCAUGAUUGUAAAGGAUACACAAAGAGUACACCUCAAAAGUUCACCAACAUCGCUGAAGCGAAGAGUAUCAUUUCAAUAGCGAGAUUUACCAGUGAGUAAAGGGCAUUAUUGCCAAUCAGACUGUCUGAUUGAAAGAUCAGUUUAUUCAAGACUGGGUAUCUAAAUUUAAAGAAUCUUCUUAAGGCAUAAACUUACAGACUUUUUUUACAAAUUUUACUUUUAAGUGUCAAGGAUAUAUAUUGUCAAAUAUUUCGAUACAUAAGCAACGUAUAUUAACCGGGUUUAGAACCACAAAUCAUAAAUUACCCAUAGGAACGGGAAGGUGGCUAGAUAUAGAUCGGUAUCAAAGAAAAUGUAAUGUUUGCAAUUUUGAUAUUGGAGAUGAAACGCAUUAUAUUUUUAUUUGUCCUGCUUUAAAUGAUAUUAGACGACAUUAUAUACCAGAAAUAUUUCAUAGUUAGACCUAAUGUUAUAAAAUUUCAUAAUCUAUUUGCAACCAAUAAUGAAAAAUUACUUUUAAAAUUGUCUAAAUACAUACAAUUAAUUACCGCGAGAAUAAACCCUCAGAGUUAAAUGUGGAUAUAGUCUAUCAUUGUACUUAUUUAUUAUCAAGAUUGUGAUAUAUAUUUAUAUGAAUUACUUGUGCAUGCGUGAAUAUUGUUUUUGAAUGCUUGUUUAAUAUGUUCUGUAUGUUUUGUUAACAGCGAAUGAGAAAAAUAAAGCUUGAUGCAUAUUUUCCCUA
Messenger RNA from Ostrea edulis (European flat oyster), 1765 nucleotides. RefSeq names its product putative glutathione-specific gamma-glutamylcyclotransferase 2. NCBI's taxonomy places the organism in Eukaryota, Metazoa, Mollusca, Bivalvia, Ostreida, Ostreidae. The record is from RefSeq and is a predicted model, not a curated record. The transcript has 3 exons. The coding region runs from base 316 to 915 and encodes 199 amino acids. Gene Ontology annotation, cellular component: cytoplasm. Gene Ontology annotation, biological process: glutathione catabolic process. Gene Ontology annotation, molecular function: gamma-glutamylcyclotransferase activity; glutathione specific gamma-glutamylcyclotransferase activity.